AUGCUUUCAUCUCCAGCCUCAACGACGAUCAACACAACUCAAGAAUGCCCCCUCGACCUCGACUACGUCCUCACAAUCCCAUGGAACAACUCGGAUUGCACAAAUUCCCAAAACCCAAACAGCCCCUUAUCCCGAACUAGCGGCUCCCAAAGCCUACUCUCCCUCUUCGGCAUAGCCCUCUCCAAAUACCUCCAAAGAUCCUCCCCUUUUUAUCUCCCAAACCUGUCCACCUCAAUUUCUUGCCUCCAAAGUUUCCAAUCCAAGCUCAAUACCCUCUUGCUCGACCCCAUUUUGACCUCUCUCUGCUUCGAUCCCCUGCUAUUCGCCACAUCCCCAAACAUAUGCGCCGCGAUUCAGACCACCGACGAUUGGGUGUGGACGGUAGGGAACUCGACCGCCUUGUAUUCCUCGUGUCGGUCGGAUUUGACCGUUCCCACCUCGUGCGACGCCUGCGUCGCCGUCGGAUUCAGGGUUCAGUCCCAGCUGAUCGUCGUCGAUGGCAACCUCUCGCACGCCACCAACUGCUUCUAUUUCUCCGUUCUGUACGUUGCUGGGGUCGUGAACGAUUACGGGCCGGAGAGCGCCGGCGCCAUUUCGUGCAUUUUCGGAUUCUCAAUCAGGCCCAAAAGAGGGUCGUCAGGGAAUCGGGCCCCGCUUAUACUUUCGGGCUGA
Molecule: messenger RNA, 672 nt
Organism: Striga hermonthica
Lineage: Eukaryota; Viridiplantae; Streptophyta; Magnoliopsida; Lamiales; Orobanchaceae
Source: the annotation of a GenBank genome assembly